Messenger RNA from Fusarium fujikuroi IMI 58289, 1071 nucleotides. Its product is annotated as related to Transaldolase B. The transcript has 5 exons. The record is from RefSeq and is a predicted model, not a curated record. Gene Ontology annotation, biological process: pentose-phosphate shunt, non-oxidative branch; carbohydrate metabolic process. Gene Ontology annotation, cellular component: intracellular anatomical structure. The coding region runs from base 1 to 1071 and encodes 356 amino acids. Gene Ontology annotation, molecular function: transaldolase activity. Lineage: Eukaryota; Fungi; Ascomycota; Sordariomycetes; Hypocreales; Nectriaceae.
AUGAGUACAGUCACCUGGCUUGACAAGCUCCAGGAGCAAGUUAAGAUCGAUAUUGACUGCAUGGAUCCAGAAGAGGCGAAGAGAUUUCUACCUUUCAAGCCACACGAUCAAACGAGCAAUCAGCGCUUGGUCUAUGAGCAAAUGGUAUCUCCUGAGAACCGCGAAUUAUUCUUAAAAACUGUUAAAAAAGGCAAAGAUGAAAGAUGGGAGGUAAUUCUUGAUCGCAUGAGUGCCCUGCUGUGCGCCAGAAACAUAGAGAACAUCCAGGGACGCGUCUUGCUUCAGACCUCAGCUUUUCACGCAUACGACACUACAAAAGUUGUAGCCCAGGCCCGGUCCUAUGUAUGCGAGUUGGAGAAGCUCGGUAUCUCGAAGGAUCGGAUUUGUAUCAAGAUUCCGUGCACAGGUCCUGCUCUCAACGCUAGCCCGAUUCUACUCAGAGAAGGGAUCCGCACGCUGGGAACUUCUCUAUUUUCUGUUGCUCAAGCCAUUGCUGCCAGUCAGGCACAGACGUUGUCUAUUAGUCCCUACUAUAACUUGCCUUGGUAUCAUACCGACCGAGAGCAGUGGCCCGAUGCUCAAGACCCGGCUCUCGAUCAUCCUAUGUCACCCAGGGUCGUACAAAUCCAGCAGGUCUACAAGCGACUUCGAGAAGAGACUGGUAAGACGCAACCACUACUCAAACCAGCAAGCUUCAUAUCCGCUCGUGAGGCAAUGGCCAUGGCUGAGCUCGGCUGCGAUCAUGCCACUCUUCCUGAAGAUAUUCUCCUCCGACUCUCGCAACUAGAUGCUGAUGCAAACCCGCCACCUGGCAGUGAUUCUGGCAUGAAGACCGGUGCCCCAUCACAACGAAUUGCCCAUCUAGCACAAACUGAUCCCCUUGCCGGUUCAAACUGGUCUGGGCUUCCAGCACUUGAUAUCGACUAUCUGGCAGAUAACGGGGCCGCACUAACCGAAGCCAUCGCUGCCGACACCGUUGCCCAGAGGGGGCUUGACCAAGCUCUGGAGGCAUUUAAGGCAAACGAGCUGCAGAGUCGAGAUGCAAUCGAAGAAGUCUUAAAGCAGUUCUGA